Octopus bimaculoides (California two-spot octopus) is the source of this 2253-nucleotide messenger RNA. Its product is annotated as sodium- and chloride-dependent GABA transporter 1. Gene Ontology annotation, biological process: amino acid import across plasma membrane; nitrogen compound transport; sodium ion transmembrane transport. The record is from RefSeq and is a predicted model, not a curated record. NCBI's taxonomy places the organism in Eukaryota, Metazoa, Mollusca, Cephalopoda, Octopoda, Octopodidae. Gene Ontology annotation, molecular function: amino acid:sodium symporter activity. Gene Ontology annotation, cellular component: plasma membrane.
AAUGUCAAAUUGAUGGUCUCCAAGUGUCAGUAAAAAGCAAGUACUGACCUUGGGGGACACUAAACCUCCUACAAAACUUGCUAAUCUGUGCCAAGUAAACAUACUCCCAUCAUUUCAGUAUGGCUGAUGGAGAAACAUAUAAACCACAAUGGAAUUUGGUAGAGUUCACAUUGCUCUCAAUUUUUCCUAUUCAUCUUUCAUUCUUUCACAUACAUAAAGAUUUGUCAGUGAUAAUUCAUUUCAUAUUUUUAUCAGUGCUUUGUAUUCCCCCCUUGUUUCUACAGCUGAAGUUAGGGGGACACUUACAAAAAGGAAUUGUGGGAAUGCUCUCAACCUAUUUUCCUAUAUGGAAAGGUGUAGGCAUUGCAGCAUUAGUGCAUUUAAUGUUAAUUUGUAUAUACCAAGGUCCUGUUGUAGCAGAAGUGGCAAGUUAUAUGUUCAUAUCUGUAGCACAGCAGCCAUAUCUAUGGGGUACUUGUGACAAUUCAUGGAAUACAAAUUACUGUUCUCCAGGUGUUGUAAGUUCUAUAACUGGUUUGCCAGAAAUGACAAAGAGAUCAGCAUAUGAAUUCUAUACGUUUGAAUUCUGGCAGAUUACUGAUGGUAUCGAUCAUGUUCAUGGAUUCCCGCAUUGGAGAUUCACAGAGACAGUCAGUCGGAUGACUGUACCUAUGUUGCCUAUUGCGUCUGCAUCAGUUUGGCUCCUGGUACUAUUGAUGGUAGCACUCGGCGGACGUGUCUUUGGUUGGAUUUUAGCUGUUGUUACUCCUAUUGCAAUCUCCUGUACACUGGUUGUAUUAGGUUAUGGACUUGCACGCUUAGAUCAAGAACCUACAAAAGAAAUGCUGAGAAUUAUUUUUACAAUACCAGAUUUUAAACUAAGUCAUUUUACAUCUGAAGAUAUCUUUACAAAAUGCAUGAGUUCUUUCGUACACAUUCAAAUGGCCUUACCAUUAUGGUUUGGAAUUGCUCCAACAAUGGGUAAAAUGACAGGCUUUGGAAAAAUUCAUAAAAAUGUAACAUGGUUAUUAAUGAUACUGAUGUAUGGUGUCUUCUGGAUGCUGCCUACAUUAACUAUGGCACCCUAUCUUGGCAAUCUAAUACAAAAAUCUCAAGCAAUACUUAGUGAUGUUCCUCUUAGUGGUUAUCCUCUCAUUUUUGAUACCAUGGCUACAGCCUUCAGCUAUUUGCGCAUCCCACCUGCAUAUGCCUUGUUAUUCUACCUCUCCAUCUUCUUAUAUCAUGUUUUAUUUCUGUGUGUAGCUAUUCUGACUUUGGUGGACAACAUUAUGGAAUCACUGAUACCAUGCUUGGAGAGAAAUUCCAUCAAUAAGACAUUCAUCAAUGUUGUUGUCACUUUUCUUGUUGUUGGUGUUAUCAAUGCUUUGGGAGUUCCACACACCACAAAUGCUGGACCCUACUUCAAUACCCUAAUGACUGUGUCAUUGGAGCGGCUGGUAUUCUUGGUGGUAGUCCUCACUUUUAUUGGACUUAUUGUGGUCUAUGCAAAGCAGAAUUUUUCAUUAGCUGAACGCAUCAUGAUGGGUGUUUGGUUUGCCCUGUCCUGUUUGGCAACUGCUGGUAUUUGGGUUUAUAAAUUUGUUCAUGGCCAAGACGAGCUGAAUUACAAAGGCAGUGUAUACUCUGAAACUUGGGAAACUAUUUCAUGGAUUGUAUCUGGUGUACCAUUUGUGUUCGUACUUGUUGGAGCCAUUCAUGCUAUUAUGGUAGGACGUGGUCCCUGUUGUCAGCGUUUCCUUGGUACAUUCCAGGAGUCUUCAAGACAAUCCCGCUUAGACAAUGGAAGGACGUACCAUCGCGCUGAGCCUAGCGCCCCUCCGUAUGUCUACAUGGACGGAGAUGCAUUUCCCUUGGACCAUUUACCAUACAAGUCAGAUCCAGACCUGAACCCAUUGUGAAGGAGAGCUUAUAUUUAAAUUCCAGUUUUUUUUUUUUUUACAUCUGGAUGUUGACUAUUUUCCCUUUCUUCUUCACAAAUUGCUGCUAUUUAACAUGACAACAACACCAGCAAUGAUAGUAAUAAUUAUCAUUAUUAUUAUUAUUAUUAUAAUAUAUUACUAUUAUUAUUAUUAUUAUUAUUAUUAUUAUCAUCAUCAUCAUCAUCAUCAUUUCUCCCCUAUUUCUUGUUGAUGUUGUUGCCAUGAAAAAUCUACACUGGAGUCUACACCAGAAAUCAAAAAAAAAAAAAAAGAAAGAAAAGAAAAGGAAACCCUAAUAUGUUCCUAUAUUCAA